CUGCCCACGGCCCACCCGAUCCAUUACCAUAACGAGUCAUUGCUUUCAACUAGCAACCUCUUCGUACAAAUCUUUCGGAUUCUGUCUACUUGGCAAAGAGCUACGUCGACUACCUCCUUCUCCGCCACAUCAUCGUGUGUAAUCCGCACUUCAGCCGCCCGUCUGGAAGCCAUGGCCGGCGGACACACUCUCAUCUUCUCCUCCGCCCCCACCUCUAACUCUCUUCUCUUCCCCGUCCCCAUUUCAGCUACUCCACUCCAGUCUUCCUUCUACGGCGCAUCUCUCAAAGUCAACCCCGUUGUCAAAUCGCUGACCCUCCACGCCGUUUCCGCUCGCAAGCCCAUCACGGUCGUAUCCGCCGUGAAGAAAGCUGUCUCCGUACUAAAAGGAGCCUCCAAUGUAGAAGGCGUCGUCACUCUCACACAAGAUGACAAUGGUCCAACCACAGUGAAAGUUCGUGUAAAUGGUCUUUCUCCUGGACUUCAUGGAUUUCACCUUCACGAAUUUGGUGAUACAACAAAUGGGUGCAUAUCUACAGGAGCACAUUUUAAUCCAAAUAAAGUGACACAUGGAGCUCCAGAGGAUGAAGUUCGUCAUGCGGGUGACCUGGGAAACAUAUUGGCUAAUGCCGAAGGCUUGGCCGAAGCAACAAUUGUUGAUCACCAGAUACCAUUAAGUGGUCCAAAUUCAGUUGUCGGAAGAGCUUUUGUGGUUCAUGAACUUGAGGACGACCUUGGAAAGGGUGGCCAUGAGCUCAGUCUCACUACUGGAAAUGCAGGUGGGCGGUUGGCUUGUGGUGUGGUUGGCUUAACUCCCGUAUAAGUCAAGGAUUGAAGCUGAAUUUUCUCAGAGGAUUCACACCUAAUAAAUAAAUAUGGGAUUGUAUGUAGACUCAUGAGUUUAUAAGACAUGUCUUUGUUUGGAAUGCUCAAGUGUAUUGUUAUUGAAAGUUCACUCACCUUUUGGGUUUCAACGUCUCUAUAUGAAUUGUGUGAAUUCUCCAUUGCUGCAUGUUGUCAUGAGAGGGAUGAGAAAGGUAUUCACGCUUAGGAGUUUAGUGUAUGGUUGCGGCAUUUAUCUC
Molecule: messenger RNA, 1081 nt
Organism: Cuscuta epithymum
Lineage: Eukaryota; Viridiplantae; Streptophyta; Magnoliopsida; Solanales; Convolvulaceae
Source: the annotation of a GenBank genome assembly